CUUUAGCUUUGAAAUUUCUUCUGCUAAAAAAAAAAUACCGAAGACCCAAUAACAAAGACCAAAGAAAAAAGUGGGAAAAAAACUCUGCAUGGAAAGUCGCCGGGAAAUCAAGAUCCGGCCAGCGCCGGCAGAUUUUCCCGGCUAAAUGCAAGAACCCAUAGAACGUCUUCGUUCACAUAAUCCACGGGAACAAGGAGAAGAAAAAGAUGACAAGAAAAACAACGACAUCAACAACAACGACAACGAAGACAAUAAGCAGAGCCUUUCAGUGAAACUCCAAAAAGAGUUGCCAAAUUUUCCAUUUUUUUCAUUUAAGUCCCCCUGUAAUGGCUGCCACGACUAAUACGACAACGACUCCAGUGGACGCAGUCUCAGCCGACGAGUUAACAGCCAAGGCCGUACACAAAAGGUACGAAGGGUUAGUCAUGGUUCGAACCAAGGCAAUAAAAGGUAAAGGAGCUUGGUAUUGGGCUCAUCUCGAGCCCAUGCUCGUUCAUAACACUGAUACCGGGCUCCCCAAAGCUGUAAAGCUCCGGUGCUCUUUGUGCGACGCUGUUUUCUCGGCUUCUAAUCCUUCAAGAACAGCUUCAGAACAUCUAAAGAGGGGAACUUGUCCCAACUUUAACUCUCUUGCCAAACCCAUUUCUUCUGUUUCUCCAUCUCCAACAACGGUGGCAACAGCAACCGCAACUCAAAGUAAUAGGAAACGAAGCUCUUCUUCGGUUACUGUAACUGCCACUGGCGGUGUCCUUGUUGGUUCGGGUUCUGGUUCUGGUUCAGGUUUGGGUUGUUCUUAUCAGGUUACUCCGUUGGCUAUUGUUGAUCCUUCAAGGUUUUGCGGAGAGUUAGCUUACUCGCCGUCGCCAGGGGCGGUUGUGACGGCGAGUGGUGGAAGUUUGGUGCCGCAACAUCAGCAGCAUUUGGUUUUGUCUGGAGGGAAAGAGGAUUUAGGUGCUUUGGCUAUGUUGGAAGAUAGUGUAAAGAAGCUAAAAAGUCCUAAAACUUCACCUGGGCCAACUUUAAGCAAGUCCCAGAUUGAGUGUGCAGUUGAUUUUUUAGCUGAUUGGAUUUAUGAGUGUUGUGGGUCGGUUUCGUUUUCGAGUCUUGAACAUCCAAAGUUUAGAGCUUUUCUUAAUCAGGUCGGGUUGCCACCAGUUUCAAGGAGGGAACUUGCUGGUAGUAGAUUGGAUGUUAAGUAUGAAGAAGUGAAAUCUGAAUCCGAGGCAAGGAUUAGAGAUGCUAUGUUCUUUCAGGUUGCAUCGGAUGGGUGGAAAGCUAAGAGCUUUGCUAGUGGGGAAGAGAGCUUGGUGAAUUUGAUGGUGAAUUUGCCUAAUGGGACUAGUUUGUAUAGAAGGGCAGUUUUUCUUAGUGGUGCUGUUCCUUCUAAAUAUGCAGAGGAGGUCUUGUGGGAGACUGUAACGGGAAUUUGUGGGAAUGCUGUGCAGCAAUGUGCAGGGAUUGUUGCUGAUAAGUUUAAGGCUAAAGCAUUGAGGAAUUUGGAGAAUCAGCAUCAUUGGAUGGUUAAUCUUUCUUGUCAGUUUCAGGGUUUGAAUAGUUUGAUUAAGGACUUUAGCAAGGAGCUUCCUUUGUUCAAGACAGUGACAGAGAACGCCUUGAAGCUUGCAAAUUUCAUAAAUAAUACGAGUCAAAUUCGCAUUAGCUUUCAGAAGUAUCAGUUGCAGGAGUGUGGGAGUGCCGAUUUAUUGAGAGUGCCCUUGCGCGACCAUGAAAGCUUGAAUUUUGGACCUGUAUAUACAAUGAUUGAAGAUAUAUUGAACUCAGCUCGGGCACUUCAGUUGCUUUUGCUUGACGAAACGUAUAAGAUGGUAUCCAUGGAGGAUCCAGUUGCUAGGGAUGUUGCAGAGAUGAUUCGAGAUAUGGGGUUUUGGAAUGAUUUAGAGGCAGUGCAUUCAUUGGUUAAAUUGAUCAAAGAAAUGGCUCAAGAGAUAGAGACAGAAAGACCACUGGUUGGGAAAUGCCUGCCACUUUGGGAUGAUCUUAGAACCAGGGUGAAAGAUUGGUGUUCUAAAUUUCACAUUGCAGAAGGUCAAGUGGAGAAAGUGAUUGAAAGGCGGUUCAAGAAGAAUUACCACCCGGCUUGGGCGGCUGCAUAUAUACUUGAUCCACUUUAUUUGAUUAGAGACGCCAGUGGGAAGUACCUUCCCCCAUUCAAAUGCUUGACACUUGAGCAAGAAAAGGAUGUUGACAAGCUGAUAACCAGGCUUGUAUCUAGAGAGGAGGCUCAUAUUGCUCUUAUGGAGCUUAUGAAAUGGAGAACAGAAGGGCUUGAUCCGGUAUAUGCACAAGCUGUGCAGAUGAAGGAGAGAGAUCCAGUCACUGGGAAGAUGAAAAUUGCUAAUCCCCAGAGCAGUAGGCUUAUUUGGGAAACUCAUCUUACUGAGUUCAAGUCCCUAGGAAAAGUUGCAGUUAGGCUUAUUUUCCUUCAUGCAACUUCAUGUGGAUUCAAAUGCAGUUGGUCUUUGUUGAGAUGGGUAGGUGCACAUGGGCAUUCAAGGGUAGGCAUGGACAGGGCUCAAAAGUUGAUAUUUGUUGCAGCACAUUCCAAGCUCGAGAGGCGGGAUUUUUCCAGCGAUGAAGAGAAGGAUGCGGAGCUUUUCGCAUUGGCAAACGGUGAGGAUGAUGUGCUAAAUGAGGUUCUUGUUGAAACAUCCUCAGUAAGCAUGUGACAAAGAUAUUGUCGGACUGGAGAGACCACCGUAAGAUGGUUGGGCGUUAGUAUUGUUGGACCAUGAUUAAAGAGGAAUUUGCCUGGAGGAUCCAAGGACUCCAAGUUUUUGGCAGAUAUCUGUCUUUUUGCAAGAGGAUCCUUGAGCCGGUUGGGUGGAUGGCUAGCCGAAUUUCAGUACGUGGGUCACCAACCUCGGAAGGACCUGAGACCAGGGCUUUUCUAGCUGGAGGAGCACUUGUAACUGUUUCCAUCUCAUCUAUCUCUCCUGUUUUUUGUGUCUUUGGGAGAGUGGAGCCCCACCAUGAAAGAAGUGGAAGUCUUUUUCCAAGCUUUGGUUGUCUGGGAGAGAGAUCAGGUUUUUCCCAUCAAAUCAUCUUUGGGGGUAACUUAUCUUUUAAACAUUCCAAAGCUCAUGAUGUUCAUGCAGAGUCAUUGGUUGAUGCCCCCCAUGAUUGCGAGAAAGGUCUUAAGAGGACCCAAAGCAAAGGAAGAUUGUCGGCAUGAAGCGGCACACAAGAUGCUUGAGAGUGAUCCUACAACGAUUUCAAACUGAUUCAUUGGUUCCUGAUGCCUCGGCAAUUUUAAAACACUACUGCAACUUAACAGCUGCUCCAAGUUUUUCUUGAUGGAUUUCCCUACAUUCAUCUACCUCAAACUCCAAGGAUUUAUUCCUCUUGCUCCUGUUUGAUUGUUUAUCCAAUAUUUAUUUGUAUUUCCCGUAUUUAUGUUCCAGUAUAUUAUACUAUGAUACAGAUUUGUUAUUCAUGACUGUAAAAUGUGAAAUUGACUAAUAUAUACCAUCUUCUAUACCUCUUACAAUUACUA
Messenger RNA from Theobroma cacao (cacao), 3514 nucleotides. RefSeq lists its product as uncharacterized. The record is from RefSeq and is a predicted model, not a curated record. Lineage: Eukaryota; Viridiplantae; Streptophyta; Magnoliopsida; Malvales; Malvaceae.